AUGCUAAAUAAUGGUCAGCUGGGAAUGGUAAAACUAAGAAAUUCUUCAAUUGAUAGAUUAAUGUUAAUCCAUGGGACAGAUUACAAUACUGAGACAAAUGCUGAAAUUUUAAAACAUCCUCAUAGCAUUCGUAAAGCCCACUCUUCUUUGCACCUAUCAUAUGCUUGACGAAUUUUAGCCUUUUUUAUUAUCUCAGCUUCAUAUUAUUUUUUAGUCUACUUCUACAUCUACAAAGACUGCGAAGAAAUGAUGAUAAAUCGGCCUUCGCUAUUAAAUAACUUCAAUCUUAGAAGAGUUUUAAUAUCAAGAUUAAGUAUUUUUUCAAGAGAAGCUUAUUUACCAUAUAUGAAUACUUUAUUUAAAACUUCAUAUGCCUUUCCAAAUCCUCAAAAAAUGGUAGAAAAUACUUAUACUGAAUUUAUGAUAAAAACGAAAGAAUUAAGAAAUAAAAAUUUUUGUAAUUUGAUGUCCCAAGAGUUAAUAGACAGGAUUUAUGAAACAACAGAAUCAGAUACAAAUGCUUUAGAUCAAGGAAGUUAUCCUUUAGCUAAUGAUGUUGUUGAUGAAAUUUACAGUCUUAAAAAUACAAAGUUUACAACUAAAGAGCAUUCACGAUAUAAUAGUAAAAUUACAGAAGCCCAAGAUGAAAUUUUACAAGAGUUUUUACUUGCUGAUCAUGAUUCUAAAAAUAUUAUAAAAGACAAAUUGAAUAUUAUCAUCAAUGCCACAGUUUUUUAUACAAUGGCUGUCUUAUUUUUGUUUUUCUUUUAUUAUUGACCCUUUUUUAUAGCCCAAGCAGCAAAACUUAACAAACUUUCAAUGCUUCAAAGUAUCUUGUUGACGGAAGCUGAGUAG
This is a messenger RNA of Blepharisma stoltei, 855 nucleotides long. NCBI's taxonomy places the organism in Eukaryota, Ciliophora, Heterotrichea, Heterotrichida, Blepharismidae. The record is from the annotation of a GenBank genome assembly.